GUUUUCAUUUCCGGUUGGAACCCCCGAAAAAAAGAAAGAUGGCUGAGAUAUAUUGCGGAAGAGAAAAUUCGAAAAUGAAAGUCACAUGCACGGCUUUACAAUAUAUUUUGGCGUAACGGGAUAUCAGAAAUAUGUUUCCAUAUCUUAAAAUUAUCGAAUAAUGUAAAUUGAUUGUAUAGUUUGGUUCCGAAACAUUGUAAAAAGUUAGCUGUACUUUUUUUUCUGCUUGAUAACACCCAUUUAUAAUAAUGAGCUCUACAUCUGGGAGACAGCGGGCGUCCACUCGACAGUACUCGGCCGAGGAACAAGCCCUAAACCAGAUUUCUAAAGAGGCAGAAUCCAGACUAGCUGCCAAAAGAGCUGCCAGGGCUGAAGCCCGCGAAAUCCGAAUUAAAGAAAUCGAGAAACAACAAAAACUAGAAGAAGAAAGACAGAAGUCACAUGAUGUGUCCUCAGAGGGCCAGUCAAGUAGGGUGCGGUCUGACUACAAUGAUUCUCGCAGAGGAAGUGACGAUUCCAGCUCGGCCACUGAAGAUGCCGACACGUCACGCGACCAUCAGAGAGAGAUGCGGGCCAAAUUGCGAGAGCUGGAUGAGAAAUACAAGAAGGCGAUGAUGAUGAACGCCCAGCUAGACAAUGAGAAGCACAGCCUGGUGUAUAAGGUGGAGCUGAUGAAGGAUCAGGUGGAGGAGAUGGAAGAAUCCUUCACCCAGCUACAGCGGGAGUAUAAGGACAAAUGUAGGGAUUUAGAAAUGCAGAAGAGGACAGUAAAAGACAUGGAGUUUGACUAUAAUAUAGCCAAGGAGCAACUAGCAAUAAAGGAGAAGUUGAUACAGGAAAGUGGUUUAGUUAUUGUCUCUUCUGAUGAGGGAGUUCUCUCCCUUGAGAAAUGUCUUCCAAACGGACAGAUUCCACAGGGAGGGAGUUUGUUGAUAUCAGCUGACUCCGCAGAAUUGCUGGAGAAGGCAGGAGUAGGCUCCCUUGAUGAUCGAUUACGAUCCUUUUUAGAGGAAAAGACUAAUUUAUUAAAAGAAAUAAAAGGUUUAAAAGAUGAAUUAGAUGAAGAGAAGUCCAAGAGGGAACACAAGACGUCGUCAGUUCCCCAGAUGAAUGGCCCCGAAAUGCAGCUUUAUGAAGUUCAAAGAGAGGCUAGCAAACAGAUUCAUGAAUACAAACUAAAGUUACAGAAGGCUGAACAGGACAUCACAAAUUUAGAGGGAACAGUUAACAGGUUAGAGACGCAAGUCAAGCGAUACAAACAGGAGUCAGAGGAUUCAGAAAAACUGGAAGACGAGUUAAAAACGGAAAAACGAAAACUCCAAAGAGAGCUUCGAGAAGCCCAAACACGUUUAGAAGAACUAAGUAACCAAAAUAAACACCUACAAAAUAGAAUAGACAAAAUGAAACAAGCUCGCGCCUUAGCAAGUCAGUAACCCACAGUGAUGAAAAACAACUUAUUUUUUAACAAACUUCACAGUGUUUCUCGAUGUGGCUAGCCUUGCUCCUAACAAGUUGCGUGUUACCCAUGGAAGAAUCGCUAGCCAGAGUUGCUUUUUGCCAGUCGUGUGAUCUUGGUCAUGUGGACUUUUUACUAUAUUGCCCUGUGAUUGGAUUGAAGGAAAGCGUCUCAGAGACCAGGAUUGUUUUUUAAAAACUGUUGUUCCAAAGUAUACUUCCUAAAGAAACCAGUUCCGCAUUUUGCAUAUUUUCAUCGAAGAAUCAUCCAUUUAGUCUGUUUUAGUCCAUUAUGUCUGAUAUGGGAGAAAAAAUAUUCUGUUUCAUAUGGGUUUCACUUUAAAAGUGAAAUGACUAUUAUUAUUAUUUCCUGUCAUAUGUAUGUUUUUAUUGUAUUUAUCAUAACAUAUUAAUAGCAAUAUCGGGAGAGAAAUUGGACCCUUAGUUUUAGAGAGAAGGCGGUGGAUAGAUUUUACUUUGAAUAACUGAAAGCUAUUUAAAUCAUCUAUAACACUAAAGGUUGUCCAUGCCUCAUGUUAAUGUGUCAGAGUACCUGUUAAAGCAUUUGAAAAAUAUUUGGUAAAGAAGAUCAAAAAGUGAACACAGCACUGUUUCACAUUGCAACUCUUAUAGCAGAAGUUGGUUAUUUUAUUAAUUCUGACACCUGAUGCUUGUAUUUUUGCACGGUUUUAAGUAUUUGCUUCAUAAGUACUGUAAAAGAAUCUCAGUUAGAGAAAGUUAAGGAAGGUUCAUCAGCCCUCGGGUAAGAGCCAUAAGUGUUGCUGCAAUUAACGCGUUGUUAAUUGUUAAUGAUUCCUUAAUGAAAAUUUCAGGGCCAAGUUUUUUAAAUAAUGCCCAAAAAUUUAAAUAUGGUUUUUUGUGCAUUUUCAUCAUGGGUAAAGUUUUUAUUCUAUUUUUAUUGAAAAUCAUUAUACCGGUACUUAGUUUUUUUUUUCUUUCUUUUAAUGUUGAUGAACCUUAAUAUAAAUAUACUCAAAAAUGAAAUUAUCAGUCAUAAGCUUGAAUUGCAAAAAAGGUUAUAGUUUUAAUCAGAACAAAAGAGAAAUAUUUCUUAGAAAUGGACAGUCUGUUCACUAUCCUAAUAUAACCUUGACAUAAUUGUCCUCUAACCAAUGACCUUGAGUAACUGCAUGUAUUUUUAGAAAUACGCCUUGAACCGUUUUAAUGAUCAACUUCUAUUUACUUCAAUCGCCAUGGUACAUGUACAGGCUGCAGAUACUAUACUAUGAUCUAGGUUACAUUAAGACAAAUAAAAAUAUUGAAUCAUUGGAUUAAAAGUCUGUAUGCAUUGCAAGAGAGGUAGUUUUUGUGAAGCUAAAUGAAUACAAAAUGAAACUUGUCUAAAUCUGGAAUAGAAUAUCUCCCUCCCUGUGGAAUCUAUCAAUUUGCUAUCAAAUCAAUUAUUAUUGACACAGAAAUCGCAUGGUUUAAAACUGAUAUGUACCUUCAUGUAUUUUGUGUGGUUAACAUUUUCUGAAAUGCAGAAUAUAACGUUAAUAGGAUAUUAGAAUGAAUUAAGUAUGUUGGAAAUGUUUUCUGGGAUUUUGGACGGAAUUCAAAGUUGUCCAAAAGCUAUUCCAAAAGCCUCGAAUUUGUUAUAGUACUUAAAGUGUGACACAAUAUCUAAUUGGUAUUGUGUUGUGCAAGAUGUGAAAAUGUACAAUUUUUGUUGUACUACAGAUUUACUGCUUUUCUGAGGAGCGUUUGAAUGCCUCUUAUAUUCCGUUGCAAUAAUUAUUUUUUCUGCUAGUCCAAAUCGUUGAAAGGCCAUCUUCUGUAGAGAAUUCAACAGCCACAUGUUCGUGUAUUUAGGUGUAAAGGGUUUUGUUAAACGAAAUUUAUUCUUCAAUGUCUCUGCCCUUAAAAAUGUUAUUUAAAAAAUGGUGCAUUUGUGUAGAAAGAACAGGCCAGAUUUGUUCACUGGAUCUUGUAAGUCGAUAAUAUUUCUUUAGAUGGAGUUCUCCGUUUUGUUGUGUAGAUGUUUUAAGGGAAGAAAGUAUAUAGUUGUCAGUCAGAAUUUGUCUCCUAAUUUUCUUAACUGUCUUGACCUUUCAUCUCACAGAGUAACUGUUAUCUUACAAGUAUGGACACCUGUAUCCAAUGCGACGACCGAUAUAUGGAGUUUUUAAAAAUGUAUUCGUACAACAGAGUUUGUUGCCAAUAAAAAUCACUGCUUUA
This is a messenger RNA of Magallana angulata, 3654 nucleotides long. RefSeq names its product leucine-rich repeat flightless-interacting protein 2-like. NCBI's taxonomy places the organism in Eukaryota, Metazoa, Mollusca, Bivalvia, Ostreida, Ostreidae. Gene Ontology annotation, biological process: regulation of DNA-templated transcription. The record is from RefSeq and is a predicted model, not a curated record. The transcript has 12 exons. Bases 249 to 1433 code for a protein of 394 amino acids.